Messenger RNA from Sorghum bicolor (sorghum), 725 nucleotides. Its product is annotated as recQ-mediated genome instability protein 2. The record is from RefSeq and is a predicted model, not a curated record. Lineage: Eukaryota; Viridiplantae; Streptophyta; Magnoliopsida; Poales; Poaceae. Gene Ontology annotation, biological process: negative regulation of double-strand break repair via homologous recombination; DNA repair; maintenance of rDNA. The transcript is spliced from 4 exons. Gene Ontology annotation, cellular component: nuclear speck; cytosol. The coding region runs from base 96 to 548 and encodes 150 amino acids.
CCCAAACACACCCAGCGCUUUUGAACGCACGAACGUCCAGUCCAGUGUCACCCCAAACCCUGCGGCGGCGACGGGCCGUCCGGUGAUCGGAGGCCAUGGACUAUACCCUCGCGGCGCUGAAGAUCUUCAGCUCCCAGCUUGCGGACUGCACCGAGGCGCCGUCCUCUGAGGGUUCCUCGGCCGCGCAGAUGCUCAACGGCAUCCGCUUCCAGCGCGCCUGGAUCCAGGGGGUGAUCCUGUCAGCGGACUACAGCGAAGCCGGAGACGGGCGCUUGUUGCUGGAUGACGGAUCCUGCAUCGUCGACCUCUUCGUCUUGCCCAGAGAAGCAGAGGGCGGGUACUGGCGGCCAGGGAUGUAUGUAAUGGUUAUUGGCCCAUACAUUGCAGCAGAGUCCAAUGACAAUUAUCCAGCUAUCAAGGUGCAUAAGAUAGUGGACCUCUCUUCCCAGCCAGACCGUGAAGCAAUGUGGUACAUGGAAGUUGCUGAGGCUUACAACUUAUUUUACUUGCCAUUCUCAGCCGCUGCUAGUCCCGCUCCACCAUCAUGAGCCCUGGCCGGCUGUCCCUUUUCUCCGGUUGCUUCGACACCUUGCUUAUUAGCAGUAAAUUGCUCUAAGCAACCCUCCUAAAUAUUUAGUGAUCCUAGCUUGUAUCACCACCGUUGUACUGAUCCAGACAUUAUAAAUCACCAUGCUAAACAGUUCAUCAUGAGCAUCAUCUAUCUA